This is a messenger RNA of Microthlaspi erraticum, 1230 nucleotides long. The record is from the annotation of a GenBank genome assembly. NCBI's taxonomy places the organism in Eukaryota, Viridiplantae, Streptophyta, Magnoliopsida, Brassicales, Brassicaceae.
AUGUUGUCGAAUUCAGCGGCCGGCGAAGAAGUUCCACCGUAUAAAAAGAGGAAGAUGUCGAAUUCAGAUUCACCGAUGUCGUCGAUGCUGCCAGACGACAUGGUUCUGAGCUGCGUGGCUCGGAUGUCGAGAUCGGACCAUGCGUCCUUGUCUCUGGUCUCCAAGCGUCAUCGCUCUCUGGUGGCUUCGCCUGAGCUGUACAGGAUGAGAUCGCUAUUGGGUUGCGCCGAGAAUUGCCAAUACGUAUGCUUGCUCACCCCAAUCCCACGCUGGUUCAUCCUCAGCCGCGGUAAGUCUGUGAAUCGGCGGCUUCUGAGCCCGAUCCCUUCGCCACCCCCCUGCGGGACUCUGGAAGCAUCCUCCGUGGUGGUGCUUGAUUGGGGGAUCUAUGUAAUCGGCGGUCUGAGGAAUGGGAAGUCCACUUCCGAUGUCUGGGUUUUGGAUUGCAGGACUCACACGUGGCGCAGCCUCCCUCCCAUGAAACUGCCUCGAGCUAACGCGGCUGCGGGAGUCGUGGACGGUAAGAUCUACGUUCUGGGAGGCUUUCUCUUCUUUUGUCACUCGAAAUGGGGAGAGGUUUUCGACCCAAAGACUCAAACUUGGGAGUGUUUGCCCCGGGAGGAAGACGCUGUGUAUAUCCACGACAGUGUGGUGAGGGAUGAUAAGGUGUACGCGGUGGACGGGAAAGAGUCUGUCUUUUACUACUCGCCGAGGGAAGGGAAAUGGGGAAGAGGCAAUCGUGGUGAAAGGAUAGGGGCGAGGCAUUGGUGUAUGGUUGAUAAUGUGCUCUACUGUAUUAGUGCAAAAGGGGCUCUACUUUGGUAUGAGCCUGAGGAGUUGGAUCGGCGUGAUACAGAGAGGGUCAUGUGUUCGAAAGAGGUCAACGGUUUGGGGUCUCUGAAGAAGAGUCUCUCUCGUUCCAGACUCGUUCACCUUGAUGAGCAGAGUUCGGCUCUGUGGGACUCAGCUAAGAUCAGGCUUGGUAAAACCAAAAAGCUGGUGGAUUUGCUUCCCGGGGCCAGGCUCACCAACUCUGGUCGGAACCUUUUGCUCUUCUGGGACGUGGUCGAGGGGGAUCGUCUUGAGAUUUGGUGUGCUGAGAUCUCAUUGCAGAGACGACCCCAAGAAGGCGAGAUUUGGGGCAGUGUCGAGUGGUCUAAUGCUGUCAUGACCCUUGAUCCUUUCGUAGAUCACUACAAGGUUAUGUAUACUGCUUCUGUUACUCUAUGA